AUGGCAGCGCCCUUGAGCGCGCGCUGCAAGGUUCUUGCAGACGCCGAGCCCCCGGUUCUGCCCGGUGGGGCGGCGCCGUACGGAAAUUUCCCCAACUAUUCCUGCUUCCAUCCGCCCGAAGGACGCGUCUGCCUCUUACCCGCGAGUCUUUUGGGCGAGUUGUUCCCAAACCCGCGUGCGGGUCCCCUUUUGGGGCUGGAUGUUGGAUGCAAUUCGGGGGAACUCAGUGUUGGCCUCUAUAAGCACCUCCUUGGCUUUAACCAUAGCAAUCCUGAACAUUCUGUGGAUGGAACGGACCUCCGCCUCCUCUGCUGUGACAUUGAUGCAGACCUAAUUGAGAGAGCCAAACAACGCAGCCCUUUCCCUGGUUCUAUUUCCUACAUCACUCUCGAUUUUAUGGACGCCAGUGCAAGAGAGACUCUGCUGACCUCCUACUUGAACAACUUUGGUCGUUGUUGGUUUGACAUUUGCUUCUGCAUGUCUGUAACUAUGUGGAUCCAUCUGAAUCAUGGGGAUAGUGGUCUGGUGAAAUUCUUAUCUUGCCUUGCAACUAAAUGUACGUAUUUACUUCUUGAACCUCAGCCAUGGAAAUGCUACCGCGCAGCUGCUCGGCGCCUGAGGAAGUUGGGCCGGAAUGACUUUGACCAUUUCCAUUCGCUCACCAUCAAAGGGAACAUGGCUGAGAAGAUAACUCAGAUCCUGACGAGAGACUGUGCCAUGGAGUUUGUGUGUUGCUUUGGAAGCACUAGCUGGGACAGGAGCCUCUUGCUGUUUAAAUCAAAAGAGAAAAAACAUUUGGGGUAAUUUAGGAUUUGUAUUUUCUUUUUGAAGGGGCGUGUUGGCUCGAUGAUGAUGAUGACAUUGAUGGUGUGAUGGCUUGUUGAGAUGGUGCGAUGGUAACAGUGUUCUGUGUACCUUUGGCAGUAUGGCCAUUCUGGCCGUAUGACCACUGAAAAUGUCUUUGGACGAUGCUGGCUCCCUCAGCCAAGAAACGGAGAUGAGCACUGCCCCCUAGAUUUGAACACAACGGGACAGGAAGACUUUUAACCUAUAUUCUUGCAUUUAGUCAAAGGAAAAAUGGCAAGUUAUUGGGAGAACCAACUCUUGCUAUGCUGUGAUUGAACUGUAAGAAUAACAUGGGGCCAGAGAAGAGCAACAAAGAUGAUUAGGGGAAUGGAGGCAAAACAUACAUAAAACAGUUGUUGCAAUUGGGUAUGUCUAGUUUAAUGAAAAGAAAGACUAGGGGUGAUAUGAUAGCAGUGUUAUAUCUCACUGGCUGCCA
This is a messenger RNA of Thamnophis sirtalis, 1282 nucleotides long. It is a transcript of the gene BCDIN3D, whose product is annotated as BCDIN3 domain containing RNA methyltransferase. Lineage: Eukaryota; Metazoa; Chordata; Lepidosauria; Squamata; Natricidae. Gene Ontology annotation, biological process: negative regulation of pre-miRNA processing. Gene Ontology annotation, cellular component: cytoplasm. The record is from RefSeq and is a predicted model, not a curated record. Gene Ontology annotation, molecular function: RNA methyltransferase activity; O-methyltransferase activity.